Capronia coronata CBS 617.96 is the source of this 915-nucleotide messenger RNA. RefSeq lists its product as uncharacterized. Gene Ontology annotation, molecular function: oxidoreductase activity. Bases 1 to 915 code for a protein of 304 amino acids. The transcript has a single exon. Lineage: Eukaryota; Fungi; Ascomycota; Eurotiomycetes; Chaetothyriales; Herpotrichiellaceae. The record is from RefSeq and is a predicted model, not a curated record.
AUGUCUCUAAACCGAAUCCUCCUGAUCGGCGCCUCAGGAAACCUAGGCAGCCUAAUCCUGAACCACCUCAUCUCCUCUCCGUCUGGGUUCCAAGUGAUCGUCCUGUCCCGCGAGUCCUCCAAAGCCACAUUCCCACAAGACAAAAGGCUAGAAAUCCGCCGCGUGGGCGACGACUACCCUCCCGACGGCCUGCAAGCGGCAUUCCGCGAUGCCGACGCCGUCAUCUCCGCGAUCUCCAUGGCCGGAAUGCACCAACAGUACAAAUUCAUCGACGCGGCCAUCGCCGCGGGCGUCAAGCGGUAUUUCCCCACCGAAUUCGGCCUAGACGACCUGCCCGACUGGCUGGUCGAGUUGAGGCCGAUGUUCCGCAUCAAGCAUGAUGUCCGCGACUACCUGGCGGCCAAAUAUGCAGAGAAAGGCCAACAGGGUCUGGAGUGGACGGAGAUCGUAUGUAAUGUGUUUUUCGAAAUGGGCGUGAUGUCGGGCUUCUUCCAGUUUGACUGGUCGAGUCGAACGGCGACGUUGAUCGAUGGCGGCGACGCGAAAUGGGUCGUCACGACGCUGGACACUGUGGCGCUGGCCGUGGUGAGAGCCCUCGAGAAGCCCGAGGUCACGAAGAACCGGUUGUUGCUGGUCCAGGACUUUCGGACGAGUCAGCGUGAGAUCUUGGAUGCGAUUGAGCAGAGGACCAGGGAGAAGUGGGGGGUUCGGCACGUCCAGUAUGCGCCCUGGUUGGAGGAGGUCAAGAACUUGGUGAGGAGGGGCGAUGAGAGCGCCCUGCCGAAAUUGACUUUUGCCACUGUCGUGCCUGGUAGUCGGUGGGAGGAUAGAGAGGAGUUUGCGAAUCGUUUGUUGGGCUUGCCGACAAAGUCGUUUGAUGAGGCUAUGGACGCUGCGUUGAAGAAUGUGGUGUGA